Messenger RNA from Patiria miniata (bat star), 1404 nucleotides. RefSeq lists its product as uncharacterized. The transcript is spliced from 4 exons. The coding region runs from base 248 to 616 and encodes 122 amino acids. The record is from RefSeq and is a predicted model, not a curated record. Lineage: Eukaryota; Metazoa; Echinodermata; Asteroidea; Valvatida; Asterinidae.
CAGUGUGCUAAUUGAUCACCUGGUAUCACACAGGGAAUAACCGCGAUACCUUACAGACAUCCUGACUCGAGCUAACGGUACUUUCCCCACGUCAAGUUGUCAUCCGAGGAAGGGAGGCGUUUGGUGGCUGUCCAUCCAGAAGAUCAAACUAAGUUUCUCCUGCGACUCGCGCCGUCUCACGCUCGUAGAUUCUCUCUGAAGUUCAAACGUCAACUGGUAAAGCAGCCAGCGUAUCUCUCCCGCCACAAUGACCUGCAACAAGCUCCUAGCCACGGCCUGCCUGCUCCUCAUCUACGCUGUCUGGACCUCACAGGCCGUCAACUACUACAAGCAAAACAAGGAAAACACCAACUACAGCCCACCCUCCCGCUCACGGCUCCCCUCUCAGGGCCAGACGGGGCCCAGCAACGCCCUUUGGAUCCGGACCCGCGACGCCCCCACCGAAACGCUCCGAUACCGGACGCCCAUGGACCGCCGCAUGGUGCCAGCAUCGAUGUUGUUCGGGGACAGGACCCCGGAGAAGCGGUUGUUCGAAGAUCUGUUCCCAUCGGACGACAGCGCAUUGAGCAGAUAUCGACGCAUUGCUGCCUUGCUGGAGAGCAAAGAUGAUUUCUAGACACGUUGAUCAUGACCGUUCAUUCGGAUGGACGUGGACAUCAGCUUUAGGCGUCAAAGGUGAUUUUCAUCUUGUCACCGAAGUUUGAAUAGAUUUGGGUUGAAGUAUAGACAUUCUUUCAUUUUCUGUCUAAAUUAUGAGCAGUUAUUGUGGAAAAUAAGUUAAACACACAUAUGUAUAUUUCAUUUAGUUUACGCGGACUGUAAGAUUGAUGGGUUUUUGAUUUUGGAAAUUAUGCUAAGUUAGUUAAGAAAAAAAUGAUGGAGCAUGAAAGUUGUGAUUGUAUCCCACCUGUAUGCCUUUGAUGUAUUCAAUAUUAUUUAUGCAUAUUAAUCAUUUGUGUCAUUGACUUUUGUGAUUAUUGCUAUUAUGAAAUUAUAUAAUGAUGCACAUAGAGUAGGAAGAUCAAGGUUGUUACGACAAGUAAUUAACAUUCGCAAGCCAGGCGAGUCAGGAGACAAUAUAUUUCAACUUGCUUAAACCUGCAAAAAAAAAAAACGUGUUUCAAAAAUAUACCAUGUCGGGUUCCCUAUAGCUGCAAGAUGAAUACGUAUUGGGUAUCAGAAUGAAAACAAAACCGGUGCCAGACUCGAGUGACAGCCUCGUUCGAACUCGUGGAAUUACAAUAUCGAGGUUGACCUUGGUGUGUGUAUAGUAACAUGACAGACGUUGUAAAAAAUAUAUAUUUUAAUGUCCUGUGUAAUCCACGUCUUUCAUCGUUACACUCAUAAUUUCUAAUUUGAUUUGUUGUGAGCGAAUUAAAAUAAACAUUCUGUUUAGAUGUACUA